AUGCAGAAGCUUGUCUUCCAUCUUGCUCCAAGAAUGGCGAAGCAUUGCAAUAUUUCUGUUGCCAUGGUAGCUGAUGAAUCUGUGCAGAGGUCAUAUACACGGUCAUGCAUUCUCAAGGUAGAUGGAUACUCAAGAGCCAGGACGCUACUCAAGAACGACGAGUACCUGACUUCUCCACCUUUCAGUGUUGGAGGCCACAACUGGGCCGUGACCUACUACCCAAAUGGUAGCGAGCUUUGUCCUGAUUACAUAUCUAUUUUUCUACAUCUUCGAUCCGCCCAUGCCGAAGGUGUGAAGGCGAAUUUCACGUUCAGUCUACUAGACGAGAACGGAGAACCGGUGCCUUCGUACACCCGUAACCAUGGCACACAUACAUUCUCGAGGAAAGCUCCAAACUGGGGCAACCAUAACCUGAUGAAGAAAGCUAAGCUGGAAAGAUCGGAGCAUCUCAAAGAUGAUUGUCUGACCAUAAGAUGUGAUGUCACCAUCAUGACGGAGAUCCUCGGUGAAGAAGAAACAAGGGCUUCUCCAGACGACUUGCACAGGCAUCUCGGUGAUCUCCUCGAGAGCAAAGAUGCAGCAGACCUAACAUUUCAAGUAGGCGGGGAGGAAUUCCCCGCUCAUAGGUGUGUCCUCGUCGCUCGGUCAUCUGUCUUCAAGGCGGAGCUCCUCGGCGCCAUGGAGGAGAGUUCCAGUAGUGCUAUCAAAAUCUAUGACAUGGACCCUGACGUGUUCAAGGCCUUGCUCCAUUUCAUAUACACCAACAAAGUUUCUCCUGUGAUUGAUGUGGCGAUGGCCAGUCAUCUACUCGUAGCGGCUGAUAGGUACAACAUCGGCAGCCUGAAGCAGAUCUGUGAGGAGAAACUGUGUUGUCAUAUUGAUUCAAACAUGGUGGCAACCAGUUUGGCUAUAGCUGAGCAGCAUGGUUUCCAUCGUCUGAAAGAAGCUUGUUUGCAGUUCCUUGCUUCACCAUCCAAUUUGGAGGCGAUGAUGUCAAGCAACGGUUAUGAGCAUCUCAAAUCUAGCUGCCCGUCUGUUCUCAAGGAGAUCAUAGCUAGAAUACUCCCGGCUGAAUGGAACGCAGCAAAGGAUAUUAUCAUGUCAAUUUAG
This is a messenger RNA of Triticum urartu, 1110 nucleotides long. RefSeq names its product BTB/POZ and MATH domain-containing protein 2-like. Gene Ontology annotation, biological process: protein ubiquitination. The record is from RefSeq and is a predicted model, not a curated record. NCBI's taxonomy places the organism in Eukaryota, Viridiplantae, Streptophyta, Magnoliopsida, Poales, Poaceae. Gene Ontology annotation, molecular function: protein binding.